This is a messenger RNA of Eublepharis macularius, 765 nucleotides long. RefSeq names its product proteasome subunit beta 11 (gene PSMB11). The record is from RefSeq and is a predicted model, not a curated record. NCBI's taxonomy places the organism in Eukaryota, Metazoa, Chordata, Lepidosauria, Squamata, Eublepharidae. Gene Ontology annotation, cellular component: proteasome core complex. The transcript has a single exon. The coding region runs from base 1 to 765 and encodes 254 amino acids. Gene Ontology annotation, molecular function: threonine-type endopeptidase activity.
AUGAAUCUCCGUUCACGGCCCACCUGUUGGCCUCUGCUGCCCCCCCGCAGGACAACGGUACCCCCACCCUUCUUGCUGCCCCACGGCACAACGACCCUGGCCUUCCGCUGCAGCCACGGGGUGGUCGUGGCAGCCGAUACCCGGUCCUCCUGUGGAAGCCUCGUCUGUGACCCAGCUUCCCGCAAGGUCAUUACGCUCCAUCGUCACCUGAUAGCAACCACAUCUGGGACCUCUGCGGACUGCGCCACUUGGCUCCGUAUUCUGCGCUGCUCCCUGCGCUUGAGGCAUCUCCAAGAGGGGCAGCAGCCCAGCACAGCCGGGGCGGCAAAGCUGCUAGCUUUCCUGCUGCGUGGGUGCCACAACAAGGACCUCUGCGUGGCCACUCUGCUGUGCGGUUGGGAUCGUAUGGGGCCCAGCCUGCAUUACGUAUACAGUGAUGGUACUUGUCUCUCUGGGGAUGUCUUUUCAGUUGGCUCUGGAUCUCCCUACGCUUACGCUGUCUUGGAUGGCGCUUACCGCUACGACCUGCCACUGGCAGAGGCUUUCGCGCUGGCCCGCCAGGCUGUCGCUCAUGCUGCCCACCGAGACGCAUACUCUGGAGGCAACGUUGACCUCUAUUAUGUUCAGCAAAGUGGUUGGAUCUGUGUCUCGCGGGAAGAUGUUGGCAGAAUCUACCAAGUUUUGGGGGAAAUGGAAGAAGAGGAAGAGGAAGAGGAUUGCGAAGGAAAGAAAUCUGGAAAAGAACAGACCAAACUCAACCAAUAA